CUAAAGCAGUUGGUCUUGUCGCGUUCCAAACGCUGAACAGUCACGGUUUUCACCCAAAUAAACGAGUGAACUUAAUAUAUGAGCGAAUUAUUUGCGUUUCCUCGCGUCGAGUGUCGCCUCGGCGCGUGCUUACAUGGCUCUGAGGGGCGGAAGCUACUCGCGGCGGCCAUUUUAGAGCUAGUUAGCUGUAACAACCACUGGUGCACAAGAUGCCCACCGUCGUACUUUACCGACGCUGUUGUGUCAGCCUUUAUAUAACUUGACACCACCCGAAAGGCAGGACUCAUCCUGACUCGAAACCGGCCGAGCCUGAACCGAGCAACUCUUCAAGAUUCUUUGCAAGAAAGCGGUGCUCUUUGAGCAACGCUAAGUUUCACUUAAACGGAAAAACGGAAGUCGUCAGGCUGGAGUGCGUCCUGAUGGCCGAGUCAGAGACUGACUGUGACACACCAGGUCUCGAUACGUUGGGAUCUGAGUGUGUCAUAGCCCAUACGCAAGUCGGUGACUUGCAUUAUGGGGCAGAAACUGAGAUUAUGACUCAAGAGGACAAACGACUUGACUUGGAAGCUAUUCAUGGCGAUUUAGGAGCGGUUACGUGCGUGGACGUGGUAACGGAGACGGACCACGACUACAUUAAAUCCGAAAUACACCACGAUCACCAUCAGUACUUCAGCACUGCUGAAAUUAAAGGCGAGCAUUUGCUCGGCGAGGUGCUGUUGAAGACCGAGAUCGGUGGAGAUCAUAUCGUAAAGGUGGAGUCGGACCAUGGAGGAGAGCUUACGGUGGAGUCGGAGAACGGCAUUAUUAUUCACGAAGCCCAGGGCCUGCAGUGCAGUGAAUGCGGUGAGAUUUUUGGGAGCAUGACUGAUCUCCACGAACAUUUCGAAAUCCAUAAAGCCACCCACCCAUACAUUUGCGUCCACUGCGGGGAGAGCUUUGCUAUUGAGGCAAGCCUCAGAAGUCACAUGAAGAUCCACAUGAAACUUGAUAAAAGUUAUACCACUGGUCUUGAGAUGGUCGGUAAGGGUGUCAUCGAUGCAUUCAGCUUGAAACCACACCAGAUGAUGCACUCUCCCGAAAAGCCACACAGAUGCUCGGAGUGCGGUAAAAGCUUCGCGGCUGCCAUCACUCUCCGAGAGCACAUGAAAAUGCAUUCUGAGGACAAACCCUACAAAUGCACCCAGUGUAGAAAAAGCUUCAUGCGCAGACGCCACCUUAAGAAACAUCAAGAGAUGCAUGCCCGCGACAAGCCGUUUACCUGCGUUCAGUGCGGGAAAGGUUUUGCCACAGCUUCGAAUCUCAAACAGCACCAGAAGACCCACGUCGGCGACAAGCCAAACAGAUGCGCCCAGUGCGGUAAAUGUUUCGCGUCUGCGUCCACGUUACGAGAGCAUAUGAGAAUUCACUCAGGAGAGAAGCCCUACAAGUGCAACCAAUGUAGGAAGAGCUUCGUAAGAAAACGCCAUCUCAAAAAGCACCAGCUGGUUCACCAGGGUGGAAAGCCCUACCGGUGCUCUCAAUGCGACAAGGGUUUCAACCAUUCCUCUUCCUUGUCAAGACAUCACAAGGUCCAUCUGGAGGCAAAGAUGUAUGCUCAGGGUGAUAAGGAUUUCCCCUUCGAUGCUCAAAUAAAGAGAGAAAUGCAUGCAGGUGAAAAGCCAUACAGCUGCAACCAUUGUGAGAAGAGCUUCAAUCACUCCUCAUCGUUGUCCAGACACCAGAGAACUCAUUCGGAUGGCAAGUCGUACACCUGCGCUCAAUGCGGGAAGCGGUUCAAUCAUUCUUCCUCUCUUGCGAGGCACCAACGGGUUCAUUUGGAGAAGACUACGUAUAGUGCAAUGUCACCAGGAAAGGGAUUCCCUCACACUACCAUCUUGAAACAGAGAAUCCUUCAGAGUGAAAAACCAUACAGGUGCGCUCAGUGCGGAAAGGGUUUCAAUCAUUCAUCCUCUCUGUCGAGGCAUCACCGAAUUCAUCUUACUCAGUAAAAUCUUAUCCCUUUCCAUGUGUGAUGUUUUAGUGCUUAUAGCAUCCUUGAUUCAAGAGAGCAUGAUGAUGAUGAUGAUGAUGAUAAAGGGUAUGGUAAAAGAUGCAAGAAAAUGCAAACGGACUGGCUCUAAAUGAACUCUUUAUUCUGAAUUUGUCCUUUUAACUUUUCAAGAGCAAUGAUUGACACUGAAAACAUGGAGAAACCCCAUUUGUACAGAUUGACUCGAUACACCAGAAUGUUCCAAAAUGAAAAAUGUAUGAUUAAAACCGUAGACGAAA
Molecule: messenger RNA, 2268 nt
Organism: Misgurnus anguillicaudatus (oriental weatherfish)
Lineage: Eukaryota; Metazoa; Chordata; Actinopteri; Cypriniformes; Cobitidae
Source: RefSeq, a predicted model, not a curated record